CCUCGCGUUCCCCGGCUUUCUCACCCUUUCCGUCGAACAGUAUAGCAAAGAUGGCCGACGAAUUUGACCAGGAGUCUGCUGCGGACAUCAAGAAGAAGAGGACUUUCCGCAAGUUCACCUUCAGGGGCGUUGACCUCGACCAGCUUCUCGACCUCUCCAGCGAGCAGCUUAUGGACAUCGUCCAUGCCCGUGCUCGCAGAAGGUUCCAGCGCGGUCUUAAGCGCAAGCCUAUGGGCUUGAUCAAGAAGCUCCGCAAGGCCAAGAAGGAAGCCCCCGCCGGCGAGAAGCCCGACGUUGUCAAGACCCACCUCCGUGACAUGAUCAUUGUCCCCGAGAUGAUUGGCUCCGUCGUUGGUGUCUACAACGGAAAGACCUUCAACCAGGUUGAGAUCAAGCCCGAGAUGAUUGGACACUACCUCGGCGAGUUCUCUAUCUCAUACAAGCCCGUCAAGCACGGUCGUCCUGGUAUUGGUGCUACCCACAGUUCUCGUUUCGUUCCCCUCAAGUAAAAACUGGGAAAACGGACGAGCGACUUGCCCUUAUUGUAUAUGUUACUUUUUGUGCGGUAGUAAUCAACAAACACACACGAAUCCAUCAUCUCCAAUUUUGCCC
Messenger RNA from Fimicolochytrium jonesii, 612 nucleotides. RefSeq names its product 40S ribosomal protein S15. The transcript has 4 exons. Gene Ontology annotation, biological process: translation; ribosomal small subunit assembly. Gene Ontology annotation, cellular component: ribosome; cytosolic small ribosomal subunit. The coding region runs from base 51 to 509 and encodes 152 amino acids. The record is from RefSeq and is a predicted model, not a curated record. Gene Ontology annotation, molecular function: RNA binding; structural constituent of ribosome. Lineage: Eukaryota; Fungi; Chytridiomycota; Chytridiomycetes; Spizellomycetales; Powellomycetaceae.